AUGGGUGCAAAGGUUGAAACUAUCCUCCAGUCCUUGACACUAGAGGAGAAGAUAUCCCUUCUUGCUGGAAAGGACUUUUGGGAGACAGUACCUAUACCGGACAAGGGCGUCCCCGCCAUUAAAACGAGCGAUGGACCAAACGGAGCCCGAGGCGAAGUGUUUACAGGAGGUACACGAGCUGCAUGUUUUCCUGCAGCUGUAUGCUCAGCUGCGACGUGGGACCCUACAAACGCAAAGCGGAUAGGUCAUGCUUUGGCAGAGGAGACCAAGACCAAGAGUGCGAGAGUGCUUCUGGCGCCCACCAUGUGCAACCAUAGGCAUCCUCUUGGUGGCCGCAACUUUGAAUCUUUCUCCGAAGACCCCUAUCUUGCGGGCAAGAUGGCUGCAAACGUUGUCAGCGGACUGCAAGAGAAAGGUAUUGCGGCGACUAUCAAGCACUUUGCAGCCAAUGAGCAGGAGACGGAUCGUUUAAAGGUCAACGAGAUUGUUUCUGAGCGUGCCUUGAGAGAAAUUUACAUGAAGCCUUUCGAGAUUACUAUCAAGGAGGCAAAUCCACUCGCUGUCAUGACAGCGUACAACAAGGUUAACGGAACCCACGCAGAUUCCAACGAGUUUCUCCUCAAGCAAGUUUUGCGUGGCGAAUGGGGAUGGGACGGGCUUGUUAUGAGCGACUGGGGUGGUGUCAACUCUACAGCUGAUUCACUAAAUGCUGGAUUGGAUCUAGAGAUGCCUGGUCCAACGAGGUGGCGGAGCCCUGAUGCUGUCCUUGAGGCUGUCAAGAAGGGGCAAGUCACUGAAGCCACCAUCACCGAGCGAGCGAGAAACGUCCUGAAACUCAUCGAGAAGGUUGGUGCAUUCGAGAACCCGGAGAUUCCCCCCGAGCAGUCCAUCGUCGAUCCAAAGCAUAGUAAGCUUAUCCGGGAUGUUGCAGGCCAGGGCAUCACUCUCCUGAAGAACGAUGGCGUCCUGCCACUCAAGAGAGAAGAGGUCAAGGGCAAGACAAUUGGCCUGUUUGGUCUGGCGAAAGAGGCUCUUAUUCAUGGUGGUGGAAGUGCUUCUUUGAACGCUCACUACCGCAUCACUCCUGAAGAAGGCCUCAAAGCUGCUUAUGGCAACGAUGUGGAAUUCAAGUUUGCCAAGGGCGCCGCUACAUAUCGACUCAUCCCGCCCCUAUCCAAAGGCUGCAAAGAUCUUGAGGGAAAACAUGGCUGGACGAUGGAACUGUUCAACAAGGGCAACACCAGCAAGCCCACCAAGACUAAGCACGGCAAUAAAGAAGCUGCGUUUACUCCGUUGCUCGAACAGAGUGCCAAGGAUAGUGAGGUCAGAUUUACUAGUAUGUUUACGCCUACGGAGUCUGGCUCGCACUACUUGGGUUGCUCAGGCAUCGGCCCCACAGUCGUACAUGUCAACGACAAGCUCGUCUAUGAGCAGAAGCACAACUCUCCGGACCCUAUGGGCUUUCUCUUUGGCGGCAACCCCGAGAAAGAGUUUCGUGUAUCGUUUACCAAGGGCGAAUCUUACAAGAUCCAGGUUCACUCAAAGCCACCCGCCGGCGAUUCAGACGAAGGUAUUCUCUCGGGUCUCCCAGGUUUCAGACUGGGAUUCAUGUACGAGGAAGAGCACGAUCUAGACAUGGCCGCAGAAGCCAAAGACCUCGCAAAAGAAUGUGACAUCGCUAUCGUCUUCACCGGCCACACACCAGUCUGGGAAACCGAAGGCCAAGAUCAAGUCAGCUUCAAUCUACCACGCGAAGGUUCACAAGACAAGCUCGUCGAAACAGUCGCAUCUGUCAACUCAAAGACCGUCGUCGUAAACUCAACGGGUGUAGCCGUCGCUCUUCCCUGGCUGAGCAAAGUUUCUGCCUUGAUACAAGCAUGGUUCCCCGGCCAAGAAGCCGGUAACGCUAUCGCAGACAUCAUCUCCGGCGCCGUGAACCCUUCCGGACAUCUUCCAAUAUCCUGGCCCAAACGCAUCGAGGACGCGCCUGCGCAUGGCAACUUCCCUGGCACGCGGGAUGAUAAGGGUCAGCUCACCGUUAGGUACGACGAGGGCAUUUUCGUAGGAUACAGGCACUAUGACCGUAUCGCCGCAGACAAGAUCCACUUCCCCUUUGGCUUUGGUCUAUCGUACACGACAUUCGUCCUCACCGACGCACGUGUACCUCAGUCAUCGCCCGAACAGUUUGCGCCUAGUGUUGAGGUCACAAACAUAGGUGAUGUUGCUGGUUCUACCGUCGUCCAAUUGUAUAUCGGUAGGAAAGACCAAUCGGCUGAGCAUCCUGUCAAAACAUUGGCGGCUUUCAAGAAGAUUUACUUGGAACCCCGCUCGCAAGCGAUAGUGCAGCUUGAAUGUGCGAACAAGGACUUUGCCUACUUCGAUGAGGCGAAGGGGAAGUGGACUGUUGAUCGAGGGCAGUAUGAGUUUUCGUUUGGGCAGAGUGCGGGGCAUAUUGACCACGUUGUUACUGUUGACGUAGAGGGAUCAAGGGAUUUGAAGUUGUAG
Molecule: messenger RNA, 2505 nt
Organism: Alternaria atra
Lineage: Eukaryota; Fungi; Ascomycota; Dothideomycetes; Pleosporales; Pleosporaceae
Exons: 3
Coding region: 1-2505 (834 amino acids)
Biological process (GO): glucan catabolic process
Molecular function (GO): beta-glucosidase activity
Source: RefSeq, a predicted model, not a curated record